This is a messenger RNA of Coffea arabica (coffee), 2840 nucleotides long. Lineage: Eukaryota; Viridiplantae; Streptophyta; Magnoliopsida; Gentianales; Rubiaceae. The record is from RefSeq and is a predicted model, not a curated record.
AUGCCCGUGCGAAAAUCUGAUAGUUUGCCAUUUAUGAAAUCAACCAGGCUGACAGGAUUGGAAGAAAAUGAUCAGGCAACUGUUAUUGUCUUUCUUGUUGAUCCAAACCACUCUAGUGGCUGCCAGAGGCAGGGGAAGACGCCACCCUGCUGUUGUUCCCCCUCCUGCAAAAAAGUGGCUAACUCUAAAUGCUUUGCAGGAGGUGAGCCUGUGGUAGUAGCCAGGGGUGGAUUCUCUGGAAUUGCACCAGAGUCCAGUUUACCCGCUUAUUCUACGGCACAGCAGACGAGCUUGGCUAGCACGAUCUUACUCUGUGAUCUCCAACUUACAAAGGAUGCACAGGGCUUUUGCCAGUCUAGUCUGAACCUUCAAAAUGCAACAACUAUUGCUACAGCUUUUCCAGACUUGAAACCAAGAACCUACAACAUAAACGGAAAGAAUGUGGAAGGAUUCUAUGGGGUGGAUUUUUUGGCAGAUGAUCUACUCAAAAACGUUUUCUGUAAGUUGUCAGACGGUUAUACAGAGCUUCAGUUUCCUUUCUCAGUUUGUAGAGUACUAUCAUCUGGUUACAAUUUGGUGCAAAGCAUUUACUCAAGAUCCCCUGGUAUGGAUGGUUCAUACCCUCUGUUGACACCCUAUGAUGUUGUGGGCAUGCAAGGUCCUCCUCCAGUGCUAUGGAUGAACGUCGAGUGUUGUUGCAAUUUUGUGCUGCAGUAUCCUAGUUUCUACGACGGACUGAAACUCAGCGCAUCAGCAUUUAUUAUAGAUACCAUGAGAGACUUGAAUCCUGCAUACAUUUCAUCACCAGAGAUUGGAUUCUUGAAGGGCUUAGUAGGAAAGGUGAACCCAGCAAAGCUCAUUUUUAAGAUUCCGGGCAUAAACGAAGUUGAACCUACAACGAAAAAAACAUAUGUUACACUGCUGUCAGACAUAAAUAUGAUCAAGACAUUUGCAUCCGGGAUUAUUCUUCCAAAAGAUAGCAUAUGGCCCGUAGAUAGUGGAAGGCUAUUGCUGCCUGCUACGAGUUCUGUAUCUGAUUUCCACAAAGCAGGUCUUGAAGUGUAUGCUUCUGGCUUUGCAAAUGAUAACUACUUAAGUUAUAAUUAUAGCUAUGAUCCAACCAAGGAGUAUCUGCAGUUUAUAGACAAUUCUCAGUUUUCGGUUGACGGGGUAAUUACGGAUUUCCCUGCCACCGCAUCAGAGUCCAUUGGUGAGAUUUAUGCUUUUUCUCUGCUCCAUUCCUAUAAUAUAUUUCUCAAUGAGUCAAAAGGAAGAAGUUCUGACCUGAGAACUGCUCAUGUUGCAGCAUGCCUAGCCCAGAACAAGAAUGCUCCCAAAAUUGUAAAAGGUAAGAAGUGUUACACUUUGUAUCGUUUCAUAGUCUUGGAAAACAAAAUUAUGCAAUCUAUUGCUGCAUGGAAUAACUCGUUGUCUUCUUGCAUUAAAGCAUUGAUAAUAUCUCACGACGGAGCAAGUGGAGAUUACCCUGGGUCGACUGAUCUUGCAUACCAGAAAGCCAUAGAUGAUGGAACCGAGAUAAUCGAUUGUUCUGUUCAACUGUCCAAGGAUGGAACCGCCUUCUGCUUGCCUUCUGCUGAUCUUAUAGGGACAACCACUGCAGCAUCUCUUUUCAUGGACCGAUCUACCAGGAUACCUGAAAUUCAAGAUAAGAAUGGAAUAUUCUCCUUUGAUCUCACUUGGACUGAAAUUCAAUCACUAAAACCUCAACUUGCAAGCGUUUUUGAUGGCCCUCUUGCUCGAAACCCUGCAAACAAGAAUGCAGGAAAGUUCGUUACUCUUAAUGAAUUCUUGGAUCUUGCUAAGAAUAGGGCAGUUACAGGAGUUCUAAUUAACAUUGAAAAUGCUGCCUAUCUAGCAUCAAACAAGGGUCUUGACAUUGUUGGUGCUGUCACCACUGCCUUGAGCAACGCCACAAUGGAUAAGCAAUCUACUCAGAAAGUUUUGAUUCAGUCAGAUGACAGUUCAGUGCUUUCGAAGUUCCAGGACAUCAAGACUUACCAAAGAGUCUUGGCCAUCGACAAAGAUAUAGGUGGUUCAACCCAAGAAACAGCACAGGAAGUCAAAAAAUAUGCUGAUGCUGUUAAAGUGUUCAGAAAUUCUAUUGUUCUGGACUAUCCAAACCCCGUCUUCAUGUCCUUGAAUUACAGCAACCUUGUUGAAGUCAUGCAUGCUGCCAACAUCUCGGUGUAUGUGGGAAUUCUGAGAAAUGAGUUCCAAAACUUUUUAUUUGAUUACUACGCUGAUCCUUAUGUCGAACUCGCCACUCUUACUCAGAAAGGAGUGGAUGGAAUCGUAACUGACUACCCUGCCACAGCAAAUGCAUACAUGAGGUCCCCAUGUUCCAAUCCAAAUGCCAAUCUUCCAUAUACAAUACUACCCAUCAAUCCAGGUGACAUGUUUAACAAUCUGGUUACAGCAAAACCUCCAGAGGCUGCACCCGCUGUACCUCUCCUUCAAAAUGCAGAUGUCGAUGAUCCUGCACUGCCUCCUGUAGCCAAGAUUUCAGCUCCUCCACCCGCAUCCCCUUCUGAAUCUGGCUCUAACUCUCUUCCUGCUCCAGCACCCAAAAAAUCAAGAAGCACGAAAACUGCUAGCAACACAGGUCUCAUGGUUGCAGCAAUGGUUGCAGUACUUACAAUUCUCAGCUAUAAUAGCAAAGUUUAUUAAUAGGCAUAUCCACAUUUACAAACACCAGUGUUCACCCUGUCACCGGGAAAUAUUGCAGGUUUUUUUUUAGGUGGAUGUAUUAGUACUGUUUGCUAAACGUUUUAGUAGGAAUUUUUCGUGCUAAUGAUCAUUGAUUCCACUGACAAGAAUAA